CCCCCCGUGUGAUGAGAGUUCGCUUUGUUAUGCUGGCUCGCUCCAAGGAAAAAAAAUGAUAGCUGGCCGGUACGCCCAGCGGAUUGAUACGCUGGCACACUUGGAAAGUGCACAACGUUAAGGAAUACAUACGUGCUUUCACCUUUGUAAAAAUCCAUUAUCUUCCACUGGAUUGGAUGAGUCAUCUGCGUUCGCGGAACUCGGAGUUACAUUGAAUCACUUUGGCUCGGCAACGAAACUGUGCUCACAAGUCUUCACCUCGUGUCAUCAAUUAAGUUGUCGUUACACUUUUGACACUUGUAACGAGAAAGCUCUUGCUUUAUCUAUAUUGUCUAUAACGAUGUAGAUUAUUCACUUAAAGAAAAAAGUAGAAAAUUUGUUUUCGCAACAUUUGCGUGAUGUAAUCACGUACGUGUCUUUAUCGUAAUUAUUUGUCGUCACCUCGUAAUUUUUGGUGAUACCGAAGUUCCUCCGCAUUGUCAUUUGAGAGGAAUGCGAUGCAUAUGUAUACCUCUAUAUCGUCAUUAUUAAGGAGCACUGGCAUAACACAGCGUAUGAUGUCAUCGUAAAUGGCCUGUGACAAUGCGGGAGAAGAAAGGCGGUGCUCUCAGUAGAGUACAAAAAUUAAAAAAGCGCCUUAGUCACAGCUUUGGACGGCUUUCUAUAUCAAAAGAAGAGGCUGAUGAUGCAACAACGAGAGGUCAAUUGCCAUAUAAUGGUUAUUCUGAGGAGUUCCUAGACCGCUUGGAGCCAAAUGGCAACAUACCUGCGGACAAAGAUCGUCGUUAUGAAUGGACAGGUGUGGGCGAUCACGAGAGAGUGCAUCGGCAGCUUUCGGUCUCUAGCGAUUCGAAGCUUCUCGAUGAGGAUAUACGGGAGGAGGCUAGGGUAAUUCUGCGGCCCCGACGUCCACCGCGGCCCAAAUCUGAAGUUUUCCUUGGUCCGGAUCCACCUAGAAGAACUAAAAGAUUCUCCGCUUUUGGGGGAGAUUCGCCGUUCGGUAAAUCCGAAGCUUAUAUAAAAUUGGAGCAGUUGGGAGAGGGAUCAUAUGCCACAGUGUUCAAAGGCUACAGCCAUCUCACUAAUCAAGUGGUGGCUCUUAAAGAAAUUAGACUGCAAGAGGAGGAAGGAGCUCCGUUUACUGCCAUUCGCGAGGCAAGUCUCCUUAAAGAGUUGAAACAUAGCAAUAUCGUGACUUUACACGAUAUCAUUCAUACCCGCGAGACGCUCACCUUCGUGUUUGAAUACGUUCACACCGAUCUGUCGCAAUACAUGGAGAGGUACGGAAGCGGGAACGGAGGGCUGGAUCCGCGUAACGUUAAGUUGUUCCUUUUUCAACUGUUGAGAGGACUGGCAUACUGUCAUCGCAGGAGGGUACUGCACAGAGAUGUGAAGCCACAGAAUUUAUUAAUCAGCGAAAUAGGAGAACUUAAACUGGCAGACUUUGGGCUGGCGAGGGCAAAAUCCGUGCCAUCGCAUACAUACUCACACGAAGUCGUGACCCUGUGGUACAGACCGCCCGACGUUCUUUUAGGUUCCACAGAGUACUCCACCUCGCUCGACAUGUGGGGAGUGGGUUGCAUAUUUGUGGAAAUGUUAACCGGCGAACCGACAUUCCCAGGUGUACGCUGUACGUACGACCAGCUCGAUAAGAUAUUUAAAGUGCUCGGCACACCCACCGAGGACACUUGGCCGGGUGUCACGCAUCUGCCCGGGUAUAAGGCGCAUAGACUGAUAUUUUAUCCGCCGCGGAAACUGGGACUCUCGUUUCCCCGGCUCUACGAUAUCGCCGAGGGCGACAGUAUGGCGUCGUCGCUCCUGCAGCUGAAUCCCGAUCAACGGAUAGGUGCGGAGGAGGCGUUACGGCAUCCCUAUUUCACCUCUCUUCCUAGGAAACUAUAUGAAUUACCUGAUGAAGUGUCGAUAUUCAGCGUAGAAGGUUGUCACUUGUAUACAAACUCGAGGCACGGGUGCGCGGAAUCGCGUCACACGGCUCUUAAGACUUGAGGUUAAAGCAAACGUUAAAUGAGUAAAUUAUAAGUAAAUUCGCAAUUUA
Molecule: messenger RNA, 2056 nt
Organism: Wasmannia auropunctata (little fire ant)
Lineage: Eukaryota; Metazoa; Arthropoda; Insecta; Hymenoptera; Formicidae
Gene: Eip63E
Product: cyclin-dependent kinase 14
Exons: 7
Coding region: 583-2007 (474 amino acids)
Biological process (GO): protein phosphorylation
Cellular component (GO): cytosol; cytoplasm; nucleus
Molecular function (GO): ATP binding; cyclin binding; cyclin-dependent protein serine/threonine kinase activity
Source: RefSeq, a predicted model, not a curated record